AUGGCUCCUCUUCGUGUUCUUGUCACUGGUGCCGCUGGCCAAAUCGGCUAUUCUAUUGUCAUUCGUAUCGCCGACGGUACCGUGUUCGGAAAGGUACGAUUGCACUGUUCACAGGCCUCUGUACUUCAGAAAUCUAAAAUUUCGUAUUUUAUAGCUCCUUUUCAAUUUUUUUAGCAUGUUUUUGUUUAGCUAAUUUUGUUAAUUCAGCAACUGAAAUGCAAAGUUUCGCUAAGUAUGUAUUUUCGAGUUUUUACGUACUUUAAAUCUUCUUUUAUUCUCUAUAUUACGCGAAUUCUAAUCACUUCAAGGUGUAAUUCAGGACACCCCAGUUCAUCUCGUCCUUCUCGACAUUCCUCAGUGCGCGAACGUCCUUGAGGGAGUUGUUUUCGAGCUGCAAGACUGUGCUUUGCCAACUCUUCAUGGUAAGUGACACCUUCUGCGUGGUCGAAAAUCAUUUUGAAGGCGUCGAGGCCGUUACUGAAGAGAAAGCGGCAUUCAAGGAUAUCGAUUAUGCGUUUUUGGUCGGAGGUUUUGAUUGCUACGGAUAUUCCAAAAAAAAAGUUUUUUUUCUUGUCAGCUAUGCCUCGACGUGAGGGAAUGGAACGCAAAGAUCUUCUCGCCGCAAAUGUUCGAAUUUUCAAGUCCCAAGGAAAAGCUCUCGCUGAGUAUGCCAAGCCGUCAACUAAGGUAUGAACCUUUUAUUUUCACGGAAAGUUAAAAAUUUUCAAGGUUAUCGUGGUUGGAAAUCCCGCCAACACGAACGCUUUCAUCGCUGCGAAAUACGCAGCUGGAAAGGUUCCAGCGCGGAACUUCUCUGCGAUGACCCGACUCGAUCACAACCGCGCACUUGCCCAAGUUGCCGUCUUCCUGCUUUCAGUGUUCGUCACUCUGAACUUCAGGUUGCCUUGAAGGCUGGAGUCACUGUCGGUGACGUCAAGAACGUUAUCAUCUGGGGAAAUCACUCGAGCACCCAGUUCCCCGACGCGCGACACGCUCAAGUCACCAAGGGUAUUCUGAUAUUUGAAAAAGUUUGAUUAGCUUCGAAAUUUUCAGGUGGAAAUUCUGUCGAUGCUUACACCGCUGUGGGAGAUGAUGCGUUCCUUCAAGGAGAUUUCAUCUCGGUUAUUGUUUUUUUAUUAAUAUUUCUGAGUAAAAGUUGCCAGAAGCUUUCAAAACUGUCUUCAGUGCAGUAGUUCCAUUUUUUAACUCAACAAAUUAAGGUUGAAACUUUAAAAAUUAAAUAGAAAUAUACAGCCGAACGGCAUAAAUUAACUACCCUAACGUUUGCCUUCAAGCCAAGUUAUGAAGCUUCUCAACACCGAAAUGUCUCGAAUAACGUGUCACCUAUUAACUUGAAGACGUUUCUCGAAUUUCGAAGCUCCCAACCUAGGUGGAAAGCGUGUUAGCUCCAGCUAAAUGAACAUUUGGUACAAUCUGAGCUCGUCGAGCGCGAAUAUCUAACAAUCGAUUAAUAAAGUGACUUAAAAAUGACUAUUGUACUUUAAUAGUUCAUAAUUUGCCGGUGGAAAGUUUUUCUAUAUUUAUGUUAAAAGACCGAAGGGCGUAACAUUUUUAGGUUAUCAGAGUGCUCUAGAGAAAAUCUCAGCGAAAGUUCAUCUUGUCAUUCACAUUUCGCAAAUCUUUUUGGAUCUUAAUUUUUAGUGGCUGGAAAUGCGACUCUUUUACUUUUUCAUCUCCCUUCUGCAAAUUCGAAUGUAGAGUCCGAAAAGCGGGUUUCGCUUAUAGUUUUUCAUUCAAAAUUUCCUUGCCCCUUGUCUGGACUAUAUAUAAACCUAUUUCUUGAUUUAUUCAUUUACAUUUUCAAUCUUCCUUUUUUGAAGACCGUGCAAAAGCGAGGUGGAGUGAUUAUCGAGAAACGCAAACUGUCUUCUGCCAUGUCAGCCGCCAAAGCCGCCUGCGACCACAUCCACGAUUGGCACUUUGGAACUCAGCCUGUUAGUUGUCUUGUGAAAAAAACUCAAAUCUUGAGAUUCUUUCUUCAGGGCCAACAUGUAUCGAUGGCAGUUCCAUCGGACGGCUCUUACGGCAUUCCCGAAGGCUUGAUCUUCUCGUUCCCGGUUACCAUCGACGGCAACACCAAGGAGUGGAAAAUCGUUCAGGGCCUGUCUUUGGACGACUUUGCAAAGCAGAAGAUUGCUGUCACCACGAAGGUUGUUAUGACGAUUCAAUCCACUCAACGAAACUUUUCUGUUAGGAACUCGAAGAGGAACGCGACGACGCUUUGAAGGCCUGCGACGAAUCCAGCAUUUAA
Messenger RNA from Caenorhabditis auriculariae, 2272 nucleotides. NCBI's taxonomy places the organism in Eukaryota, Metazoa, Nematoda, Chromadorea, Rhabditida, Rhabditidae. The record is from the annotation of a GenBank genome assembly.